Serpula lacrymans var. lacrymans S7.9 is the source of this 937-nucleotide messenger RNA. RefSeq lists its product as uncharacterized. The transcript has 2 exons. Lineage: Eukaryota; Fungi; Basidiomycota; Agaricomycetes; Boletales; Serpulaceae. The record is from RefSeq and is a predicted model, not a curated record. Bases 55 to 285 code for a protein of 76 amino acids.
GAUCUCGCUGUGCAAAAACUCAUUUACGAGCAUCAGUCUUGUUCUGCACUGCAGAUGGCAGAACCAACGCAGACACCAGAUAUUUUGCUCCAAAUCCAUUUUAUUGCUCGCCAAUUAUUUAAACUACCUAAUGCUACCAGAUACCCGGACUACGCGAAGCAUGGUAGGGCAACGAGAUUUUCGUCGUGGGACGGCUCUAGGCCCAGGCAUCAGAAGAUAGCGACGUAUGAUACGUAUGAUAGGAAAAUUGAAGGGCACUGCAAGCUGGUCUCGCCGCAUCAGUAACUCCCAACGAUGGCAAGCCACCUGACAACACCACACCGCACCUUCAUACUUCUCUGCCAACAUCGCAUCUUCGCCCUCAACUCAUUCCAGCCAUCCACAGUCACCAUCAUCCUUUUCCUUAACGUAGAAAGGAAUUGCAGCGGCGUGCUCCUGUACCGCACAGGCUCAGAGUCCUCAAUGGCAUAAUGUCAUUACGGCCAGGCUGUCCACUUGUCAUGUCUUGUCUCGAUACGGCAGUCUCCUCUUUCCUUUUCUCAUGGUUGUGAGUGUGACGGGGAGUGCUGGGGGGGAAAGAUGGAGAGCCCUGCGAAAUCUAUAUUUCGAUGUAGUUAGGUUAUGCUGAUCGCCAUCCACUACGUGCAUAGCUAUCAGUAUUCUGAUGCCCGUAACCCCAACCAGAUCAAAAUUUAGCCACGUACGAUGAGAAACAAGGCGCGACCGCUCGGACACUCGGAGAGCUGUAAAAAAGCCCGUCGGAAUACUGGAGAGUCGUGAUGUCUGCUGACGGAUUAGACUCUUGAAUCAAAACGGCGACAAAAGACGUUAGCCAAACCCAUGAUCGCACGUCACUGUCCUGUCACCAGCGUCGUUGGUGGGGCCCUCGAAGUCGGGUGAGAGAAAAUCUGCAAGGGGCUAAUAAAAAUAAAAAUAU